Molecule: messenger RNA, 1083 nt
Organism: Aureobasidium namibiae CBS 147.97
Lineage: Eukaryota; Fungi; Ascomycota; Dothideomycetes; Dothideales; Saccotheciaceae
Exons: 2
Coding region: 1-1083 (360 amino acids)
Source: RefSeq, a predicted model, not a curated record
AUGCGCUCUUUCGCUCUCAUCGCCGGCCUUGCAGCACUCGCUGUUGCUUCGCCUAUGCCUCAGGACCCUAACGACAUUGUUGCUGAUCUUCCAAUCCCGGACAUCGUCUCGGCUCCCAUCGGCGCCGCUGACAAUGACACCGUUGCUUAUGAUCCCAAUGCCGCCGCAGCUGCCGCAGUCGCUGUAGUCCUUUCUGAUACAUCGGAUGACAAUAGCGUUGUGAACAAGAGGUCUCUUGAGGAGCGCGGUGCAUGCACUCCUCAGCCCCUGGGCUCGGGUCCUACCUCCCCCGAGGUCGCCGAUGACCCGACUUCCUUCCAGAACUAUGGUGGAUUCUCGACUGCAGCAACCAGCGCCGUAACACCUUCUCGCUACGUCCAGACUUUCAAGGACCAGAAGGCGUCGGUCAACGCUUGCGGCUACUUGACCUACAAGACUUACACAUCUUACGAUGUCGACCAGGCAGCUGCUGAUUGCGACGCUAUCGUUGGAUGCAAGGGAUUCAACAUCUUCUUCGAACGCGACCCCACACUGAACCCUGCAGCUGGUUGCCCCAACCCUGCUUCCACUACCGUGAUCAAGGCCUCCUUCUGGGGCAAUGUCCUCAACCCCAUCGUUGCGACCAACUCUGGCCAGUACCGCAACAAAUUCCAGGUCGUCAUCGCCGGAUCCAACGCCUACAACGUGAAAGAAGUCGACUCCUCCCUCACCGGCUACUCCCAAACCCAACUGGGCAACUGCGCCAUCCAAGCACCAGGAACCACCUGCACCACCGGCCAACCCGACUCUCUGCUCGCCAGAACACUGACAUUCCAAGACGGCGUCCUCGAUCACACCCGCUGCCAAAAGGCCUGCGACAACCUCACCGGCGACAACGCCUGCAAGUUCUUCACCAGCUACAUGCUCGUCACCAACGGCAAGUGUGGCGUUCAGCAGUGCGCUUUCUACAAGCGUGCCUGGGAUCCCGCUACUUACUGCAAGAACUUCGGACAGGGCAACAUCUCCAUCCAGUGGUCUUCGAGCUUCACCAGCGCUGAUGAUGGUGUUGCGACUUGCCCCCUCAAAUCACGCAGUCUAUUCUAA